Episyrphus balteatus (marmalade hoverfly) is the source of this 952-nucleotide messenger RNA. RefSeq names its product PRA1 family protein 3. Bases 287 to 865 code for a protein of 192 amino acids. The transcript has 2 exons. Gene Ontology annotation, cellular component: membrane. The record is from RefSeq and is a predicted model, not a curated record. Lineage: Eukaryota; Metazoa; Arthropoda; Insecta; Diptera; Syrphidae.
AUUUCAAUUCAUAUUGGUCUUAUAUUAUUAUCUGGGAUUUGUUGUUUCAUUUUUUUAUUUAUCUCAGAAUAACCAAAAUAAUCAUCAUGGAAUGCACGUACUUUAUUACGUCAUUUCAUUAAUUACUCACUACGUCUUGUCUCGUUGUCGUGACAGUACCAGACAUUUCUUUAAUUCGUGGCUUUGCAAAUAAGUUGCACACAAAUUUUCAACUCGAAAAAAAUUAAUUCAAUCUAGUCAGUAUAUCAGUAGUUAUUAGUUAUUAAAUAAAAAAAUCUAAACAAACAUGUCUGGUGGAAGUUCAACUGCACAAAUUAGUGCACAAAAUUUACAAUUGCCACCUUUAAGAUCUCUCGAUGAUUUUGUAUUGGGAUCUGCUCGAUUCCAACUACCAAAUCUCCAAGAUAUGGAUAAGUGGGGCAAUCGUGUGUACAAAAAUCUCCUCUAUUACCAAACCAAUUACUUUCUAUUAUUCAUUGCUAUUUACACUUUGAUGGCUGUAUUAAAUCCAGUAAAAAUUAUUUGUGGCCUCGUUGUUCAAGCAAUGUUAAUUGCCAUUGCUAUACAUUUCUUUGGUGAAAUUCCAAACAAAAAGAAGCGUCAAGCUCCAGACAGUCCAGAAAGGUGGUACUAUUUGGUGGGAACACUUGUAUGUGGAUAUAUUCUGCUUUAUUGUUUGAAUGCUGUUCUCUGGUCGUUAUUUACUUUAUUGCUGCCAUUUUCAAUUUCGUUUGUGCAUGCAUCUUUGCGAUUGAGGAAUCUACGCAAUAAGGUCGCUAAUACUAUGGAGAGCUUUGGGCCUGCAACUCCAAUGGGAGUGUUUCUUAAUACAAUGAACAUUACAGGAGAGACAAUUUUAAGUUAAAUAAUAAACUCGAUAAACAUUUUUAAAUUUAAUAAUAAAAAAAAACUCGAUUUAAAGUAAAGUUAAAUACCUACAAUAUAUAUUUUA